Molecule: messenger RNA, 2428 nt
Organism: Hydra vulgaris (swiftwater hydra)
Lineage: Eukaryota; Metazoa; Cnidaria; Hydrozoa; Anthoathecata; Hydridae
Source: RefSeq, a predicted model, not a curated record
AAAAUUUAUGUACUUAAAUUUGUGUUUGUAUGUGUUUCGGAUCAUUCAAAAAGUCAGCAUUAUAUUUCGUAUUUGAAUUAGAUUUUACAAAUGAAGUUUUUAAUUGAUACGCCAAAAAUUUGUACUCUUUAGUAUUACAUUGACAGUGUAUGUAUGCGACUGGAUAUUGAGAAUCUAGCUUUUUUACGAAAUUUUACAAUUUUUUCUGAUCGAUUGAAGUUUUAAGCAAAAAUAAGUUUAAGAAAUUUAACCAAUUGAAACAAAUCUAACGAAUUUAACCAAUUGAAACAAAUCUAACGAAUUUAACCACUUGAAACAAAUCUAACGAAAACCACUAAAAACAUUCUCCACACGCGCACAAAAAAAGCAGUAAAUAUGGUGAUGCUGAUCAGAAAAAAAAAAAUUUUUUUAUUACUUGUUUUUGCUAUUAUUUGUAUCAUCUAUAUACUUAUAAAUAACUUGAUUGAAUGUAACAAAGUGCGUAGUCAGUAUAAGAAAGUACUUCGUGAUUAUAAUAACAUUUAUCAUGAGUACACAAAUAAUCAUAAUGAAUAUAUAAAAAAAGAUCGCGAAUAUACAAAUGAAGAGCAUAAAGAUAAUUUGGUAUAUGAAAUUAAGAACACAGUAGAACAACAAAAAACCCGCCAAAAAGCAAGCGCAUGCGUGUUACCGAAUCUCAAUCCAUUCAGUUCCGAUAUAUUGCAUUUUAUAAAAACAUAUCAAAUAGAUUGCUUAAAAAAACGUCAUGGAAAAAUUACGAAUGAUGGCUGGUUUAUAUUACAACCAAAUAAUACAACGAUUUCCAAUGUCAUUAUCAAAUAUAUUUACCGAAACACAGAUUAUUUGGUAAAUUUUUCAGACCCUAUAUCAGUUAAAUUCGAAAACGGAAUAUUCAAGCAUAAAUUAGAAGAUGAUUUCAUCCAAGUUGAGUACAAAGUUGAAGGUCUUAAUCAUUCGGAAUUCCAUGCUCACGUAAGUGAUCAUACCCAAAGAAAAUUGAGAGAAAAUGCAUUAAAGAGAACAGAUGUUAAAGGUUUAGGAUUAGACAUUGUUUUUCUAAUGAUAGACUCUCAGUCUAAUGCAAACUUUCAUCGUCAGUUAAACAAAAGUAUGCCACAACUUUUAAAUGAUGAAAAUACUAUCAUCUUGAAUGGACACACUAUAGUUGGUGAUGGUACAACUGCACAGGUUGCUGCAAUUCUAAUAGGUGAACAGGAAAAAGACCUUCCAGAAGCAAGACGCAGUUUUACAUCUAGUGCGUGUGAUAAUUUUAACUUUAUAUUUAAAGAUUUCCACAAAGCAGGCUAUAUUACUAUGCUAAGUGAAGAUUUUCCAGAAAAAGGUGCGUUCCAUUUGCGUCUGAAUGGCUUUGUUAAUAAACCUACAUCAUGGUACCUCCGUCCAUUUUGGUUAGCGCAAACUCCAUCACCUAAAUGCGACGUCGAAUAUAACAACAUACUUCUGAAAACGUUUACAGAAACUUUUGAAGAUAUAUCAAAAUUUUCUUUUGUUAUAAAUUCAGAAAUUGCGCACGAUAAUAUUAAUAAAUUAAAAGUAAUUGACGACGAUAUUUUAGAAGUUAUCAAUUAUUUUAAAAUGCCUGUAAGAAUCAAUCAUACAGUUCUAAUAAUAUUUGGAGAUCAUGGUGAACGAGUGACUGACUUCCGUUUAACUACUCAAGGAAAACUAGAAGAAAGAUUACCUUUUUUUUCAAUCACCUUGCCUGUAAUUUUUAAAGAAAAGUAUCCAAAACUGUUUACAGCUUUGAAAAAAAAUUCGAACGUUUUAACCAGUCACUUUGAUAUUUAUGCAACAUUGCAACAUAUGAUGAGUUAUCCAGAUUUACCAGAAAAAAAGUUUAUCGGACAAAGUUUAUUUACUGAAAUUAACCCCGAACUUCGAACUUGUAAAAAUAGUGGGGUUGCUGAUCAUUGGUGUCCUUGUUUAAAUUAUAAUGAUGUUCCAGUAACAGAUGCAAAAGUUAACUAUGUUGCACAAUCGGUUGUCGAUUUUAUAAAUAAACUACUUAGCAAAAACGAAAAAGCAUCCAGACUCUGUGCAUACCUAACGUUAAAUACGAUUAUAUCCUCUAGUUUAAAAACUCUCAAAAAUGAAGUCAGAGAUUUUCAAAAAACAAAGAGAAACCAUGAGUGUGAUUCAUGUGGAGUAGUUUACUAUUUUUCAAGUGCUGCAAAAAAAUACUAUGAAGUUGUUUUUACUGUAAAUCCUAGUAAUGGAACAUUUGAAGCAAAUGCUGAUGUUUUAUCUGAUAAUAAAAUAAUCGUUGAUGAAAACAUCAGCAGAAUUAAUCGUUAUGGAAACCAACCGUACUGUAUUAUGAAUGAGUUUCCUCAUCUACGUCCCUACUGUUACUGCACGUAACACACUUUGUUAUCUUUAUUCAAAAAUAAUAAUUUGAAAUAAGUAA